UAGGUAACGACUGUGGCAGGUCAGAGGACCCACUGUCUCUUCCGACGAGAUCAACCACUUUCGGGCGCUUCCCCGCACAACUCCCAACAAUCACACACAACAUCAACCACGGCCAGGGUAAUGCUCUGGAGGCAUGCGCUGAACAUCUACUAGUGGCACGUAUUGCACGAGAUUCAGUCUCGUAACUGCCUAGGAACUAGGCAGGAACCCCCAGUCUCCUACUCUCGUCAUGUCCGGGCGGUUUCCUCAAGUGGGGCUGAUAUGUUUACGCUCACGGGAAUGUCGGGCAGCGGGGCUGACACACUCACACUCGCCAGACUGACCUCGUGGGGGAUGUGAUUGUCACCAUCGACUCCCCUCGACGGGAGAGUUGGUAUAAGGACUGGGCUCUCUUGGAUCCCCCAGCUCCCCCUCCUGUUCAUCCCUCUCUGCCUCAACAUCACCCCCAACUAACUCGGCAGCAAACAAGUUACACCGCCCAACUCACCCACAUUCUUUUACCCCCCUUCUCUACAUCACCAUGGUCCUCCCCAUGAAGACCUUGGUGGCCGUUCUGGCGCUCCUCGCCUCCCAGGCGUUUGGUGCCCCGGCUUUCGGCAACGCUGACCACGCCGCUGUCAUCAACCAGCAGCGCGCGGAGAUCGCGGCUCGCCACGGCUGGUUCUGGGCUGGCAUUCGUCCUUGCCCUCCCAACGUGAGGCCUCCUCCCCCUCCCCCUCGCCCUUGGGAGCCCUGCAAGUCUGGCAGCUGGACUUGGGGCCCUCCCCCCGGUCCUCCUAAGACCACCUAUGUCCCCCCGACAGGUCCCCCUACCGGCCCUCCCACUGGUCCCCCCACUGGUCCCCCCACUGGUCCCCCCACCGGCCCUCCCACUGGUCCCCCCACUGGUCCCCCCACUAGCAGUCACCCUCCCACCGGCCCUCCCACUGGUCCCCCCACUACUACCUCGCCGGUUCCUCCCACUACGACCCCGACCUCGCAGGUUCCCCCCACUACGACUACGACCUCGCAUGUCCCUCCUACCACCACGACUACUAGCCAGGUUCCCCCGACUACGACGACCACUAGCCAGGUUCCUCCUACGACCACCCCGGUCCCCCCGACGACCACCCCGGUCCCUCCCACUACCACCCCGGUCCCUCCUACGACCACCCCGGUCCCUCCUACGACCACCCCGGUGCCUCCUACGACCACCCCGGUCCCCCCGACGACCACCCCGGUCCCCCCUACGACCACCCCGGUCCCCCCGACGACGACGCCGGUGCCUCCUACGACCACCCCGGUCCCCCCGACGACCACCCCCGUGCCGCCCACUACUACGACUAGCGGUCCUCCUACCACGACGCCUACCGGCGGUGGCGGCGGCGGCGGUGGCGGUGGUGGUGGUGGAGGUGGAGGAGGAGGAGGAGGUGGUGGUGGUGGAGGAGGUGGCGGAGGUGGUGGCGGCGGAGGAGGUGGUGGUGGUGGUGGAGGUGGAGGCGGCGGCGGCGGCGGCUCCGGAGGUGGCGGCGGCUCUGGCGGCAGCGGUGGCUCUGGCGGCUCGGGUGGCUCUGGCGGCAGCGGCGGCUCGGGUGGCAGCGGCGGCAGCGGUGGCUCGGGUGGCUCUGGCGGCAGCGGUGGCUCGGGCGGCUCUGGCGGCUCGGGUGGCUCUGGUGGCAGCGGCGGCUCGGGUGGCAGCGGUGGCAGCGGCGGCUCGGGUGGCUCUGGCGGCUCCGGUGGCUCGGGUGGCAGCGGCGGCAGCGGCGGCUCGGGUGGCUCUGGAGGCAGCGGUGGAUCCGGCGGCUCCGGCGGCAGCGGUGGCUCGGGUGGCUCUGGCGGCAGCGGUGGCUCUGGCGGCUCUGGCGGCUCGGGUGGCUCUGGCGGCAGCGGCGGCUCGGGUGGCAGCGGCGGCAGCGGUGGCUCGGGUGGCUCUGGCGGCAGCGGUGGCUCGGGCGGCUCUGGCGGCUCGGGUGGCUCUGGUGGCAGCGGCGGCUCGGGUGGCAGCGGUGGCAGCGGCGGCUCGGGUGGCUCUGGCGGCUCCGGUGGCUCGGGUGGCAGCGGCGGCAGCGGCGGCUCGGGUGGCUCUGGAGGCAGCGGUGGAUCCGGCGGCUCCGGCGGCAGCGGUGGCUCGGGUGGCUCUGGCGGCAGCGGUGGCUCUGGCGGCUCUGGCGGCUCGGGUGGCUCUGGUGGCAGCGGUGGCUCGGGUGGCAGCGGCGGCUCUGGCGGCUCGGGUGGUACCGGUGGCUCUGGUGGCAGCGGCGGCACUGGCGGCAGCGGCGGCUCGGGCGGCACUGGCGGCUCGGGUGGCAGCGGCGGCACUGGUGGCAGCGGCGGCUCCGGUGGUACUGGUGGCAGCGGCGGCUCGGGCGGCUCUGGCGGCUCGGGUGGCAGCGGCGGCACCGGUGGAUCUGGUGGCACUGGCGGCUCUGGUGGCAGCGGUGGCUCGGGUGGCACUGGCGGUUCGGGCGGCUCUGGCGGCUCGGGUGGCAGCGGUGGCUCGGGUGGCGGCACUGGCCCCGGAGGUUCGGGUGGUUCGGGCGGCGACGGUGGCUCCGGCGGUAGCGGAGGCACUGGCGGUGGCUCGGGCGGCUCGGGCGGCGACGGAGGCUCUGGCGGCUCCGGCGGCACUGGUGGUGGCUCGGGCGGCUCUGGCGGCUCGGGUGGCUCUGGUGGCGACGGCGGCGCUGGUGGUGGCUCCGGAGGCUCCGGCGGCAGCGGCGGCUCUGGCGGCUCUGGCUCGGGCACCGGUUCGGGUGGCUCGGGUGGCUCUGGUGGUUCGGGCGGUGCCGGCUCUGGCACUGGUUCGGGCGGCCAGGGUGGCGCUGGUGGCAGCGGUGGCUCCUCCAGCGGCAGCGGCCCCGCGGGUGCUGGUGGCGCCGGCGGCAAGGGCGGCGACUCGCCUGACGGCACUGCCGGCGCUGGCAGUGCUGGCGGCAAGGGCGGCGACUCGACCGGCACUGGACCUGCUGGCGCCGGUGGCGCCGGUGGCGCUGGCGGCAACUCUCCCAACGGCACUGCUGGCGCUGGUGGCGCUGGUGGUGACGGCGGUUCCUCGACUACCGGCCCCGCUGGUCCCGGCGGCGCCGGCGGCAAGGGCGGCGACUCCGACAAGGGCACUGCUGGCGCCGGUGGCGCUGGCGGUGACGGCGGCUCCUCGACUGCUGGCGGCAAGCCUGGCGCUGGUGGUGCCGGCGGUGACGGCGGCAAGUCCGACUCCGGCAAGGGCGGCGCCGGCGGCGAAGGCGGCGACGGCGGCAAGGGCUCGACUGGCCCUGACGGCAAGGGCUCCGACGGCGGCGACGGCGGCGCUGGCGGCAAGGGCGGCAGCUCGACUACUGGUACUGCCGGCAAGGGCGGUGACGGUGGCAAGGCCGGCGACGGCGGCAACGGCACUGGUGACGGUGCCGGUGGUGCCGGUGGCAAGGGCGGCGCUGCUGGCGCCGGCGGCGACUCUCCUCACGGCACUGCUGGCUACGGCGGUGACGGCGGCGACGGCGGCAAGGGCGGCAGCGCUGUCAACGGCAGCGCCGGUGACGGUGGUGCUGGCGGCGACGCCGGUGCUGGCGGCAAGACCCAGGACGGCAAGGCCGGUGGCGGUGGCACUGGCGGCACUGGCGGCGACGGCGGCGACUCGACCAACGGCAUUGCUGGCUUCGGCGGUGACGGCGGCAAGGCUGGCGACGGCGGCUCCUCGACUACUGGUACUUCGGGCCCCGGCGGUGACGGCGGCAAGGGCGGCAAGGGCGGCAACUCCGACAAGGGCUUCGGCGGCGACGGUGGCGAGGGUGCCGCCGGCGGCAAGGGUGGCGACACGACCUCGGGCACCGCCGGCAAGGGCGGUGAGGGCGGCUCUGGCGGCGACGGUGGCACCUCCAAGGAGUCUGCCGGCGGCCACGGUGGCGGCGGCGGCCCCGGCGGUGACGGCGGCAACGCGACCACUGGCAAGGCCGGUGACGGCGGUGACGGCGGCAAGGGCGGCGCUGGCGGCUCCGGUGGCACCGUUGCCGGCGACGGCGGCGACGGCGCCAAGGGCGGCAAGGGCGGUGACGCCACCUCCGGUACCGCUGGCAAGGGCGGCGACGGCUCUGACGGCGGCAAGGGCGGCAACUCUCCCAACGGCGAGGCCGGCAAGGGCGGCGACGGCGGCGCUGGCGGCGAUGGUGGCAAGGCUACUACUGGCCCUGGCGGCGCUGGCGGCGACGCUGGCAAGGGCGGCGCUGGCGGUGACUCUGACAAGGGCACUGGCGGCGACGGCGGCAAGGGUGCCGACGGCGGCAAGGGCGGUGACUCUGGCUCCGGCCCCGGCGGCAAGGGCGGCGACGGCUCUGACGGCGGUGCCGGCGGCAACGCUCCCAACGGCCAGGGCGGCAAGGGCGGCCCCGGCGGUGACGGUGGCGAUGGCGGCAAGUCCGACACUGGCAAGGGCGGCGACGGCGGCGGCGACGGCGGCGACGGCGGCUCCGGUGGCAAGGGUAGUGACUCGUCUCCUUCCAAGCCCGGCGGUGACGGCGGCGACGGCGGCGACGGCGGCAAGGGCGGCGACACUGGCACUGGCACCCCCGGCAAGGGCGGUGACGGCGGUGACGGCGGACCCGGCGGCGCGGGCACUCCCGGUGGCAAGGGUGGUGACGGUGGCAAGGGCGGUGACGGCGGUGACGGCGGACCCGGCGGCGCGGGCACUCCCGGUGGCAAGGGUGGUGACGGUGGCAAGGGCAGUGAUGGUGGCAACGUCACCGGCAACCCCUCGUCUGCUCCUACUGUGAACCCUACCACGUCUGCUCCUCCCACCUCGGUUGCUCCUACCAACAACCCUACCGCUCCUACCGGCGCUCCUUCGACCAACCCCACUGGUGCUCCCUCGAACAACCCCACUGGCGCUCCUUCGAACAACCCCACUGGCGAGCCCUCGAACAAGCCCACUGGCGAGCCCUCAAACAAGCCCACUGGCGAGCCCUCGAGCAACCCUACGGGCGCUCCUUCGAGCAAGCCCACUGGCGAGCCCUCGCACAACCCUACUGGCGCUCCCACUACCCAGGCUCCUCCCACUACCCAGGCUCCUCCCACUACUCAGGUUCCUCCCACGACUACUGCUUCUCCUUCCCCCACUGCCUCCCCCAGCGGCGGUGGCCACGGUGGCGACGGCGGCAAGGGCGGUGACGGUGGCAAGGGCGGCGACGGUGGCAAGGGUGGCCAGGGCGGCAAGGGCGGUGACGGUGGCAAGGGUGGCUCCGGCGGCAAGGGUGGCUCCGGUGGCAAGGGCGGUGACGGCGGCAAGGGCGGUGCUGGCGGUGCCGGCGGCGGCAACGGCGACGGUGGUGCCGGUGGCGACGGCGGUGCUGGUGGCGACGGCCCCGGCGGCGGCGGCAAGGGCGGUGACGGCGGUGCCGGCGGCGCUGGUGCCGGAAACGGCAAGGGCGGCGACGGUGGCGACGGCGGCUCGGGCGGCAAGGGUGGCGACGGCGCCGGCAAGGGCGAGGGUGGCUCUGGCGGCGACGGCGGCCCCGGCGGCUCGGGCGCGGGCACCGGCUCGGGCGGCAAGGGUGGCGACGGUGGCGAGGGCGGCAACGGCGGCCUCGGCAACGGCGACAACAAGUGCGACGACAAGCACGACAAGCGCGACUACUCGCGCCGCCGCCUGUCUACGUCCGACUAA
Vanrija pseudolonga is the source of this 5632-nucleotide messenger RNA. RefSeq names its product Collagen-like protein 2. Bases 521 to 5632 code for a protein of 1703 amino acids. The record is from RefSeq and is a predicted model, not a curated record. The transcript is spliced from 3 exons. NCBI's taxonomy places the organism in Eukaryota, Fungi, Basidiomycota, Tremellomycetes, Trichosporonales, Trichosporonaceae.